AUGUCAACCACCGUUGGCGCCUUCAUUGCUGGCGGCAUCGCGGCCUGCGGCGCUGUAACCGCGACACACCCGUUUGAGACAGUUAAAAUUCGCAUGCAGUUGCAAGGCGAACUUCAGAAUAAGGGCCACCAGCCUCACCACUACAGAGGACCGAUCCACGGCGUGAGCGUUAUUGUACGCAACGAAGGAUUUAGGAAAAUUUACCGCGGUAUCGGCGCUGCCUAUAUCUAUCAAAUCCUCCUCAAUGGCUGCCGUCUGGGCUUCUAUGAUCCCAUGCGUAAUGCGCUCGCCAAAUUCUUCUUCAAAGAUGGAAAUGCUCAAAAUCUGGGCAUCAACAUGUUCUGCGGUGCAGCUUCCGGAGUUAUCGGUGCCGCGGCUGGCAGUCCAUUCUUCCUUGUAAAGACCCGUCUUCAGAGCUUCUCGAAAUUCAGGCCGGUUGGUACUCAGCACCAUUACACGGGCGCAUGGCAUGGCUUCAAGUCUAUUUACAGUACUGAGGGUGUUGGUGGUCUCUACCGUGGUGUGCAAGCUGCUAUGAUCCGAACCGCCUUCGGUAGUUCAGUUCAGCUUCCGACAUACUUCUUUGCAAAGCGACGUUUGGUUCGCCAUCUUGGCAUGGAGGAGGGUCCCGGUCUGCAUCUGGCUUCUAGCGCCAUCAGCGGUUUUGUCGUCUGCUAUACGGUCAUGUCCCGUAUGUAUAAUCAGAACGGUAAUCUUUACACAAGCGCCGCCGACUGUUUCGCAAAGACCAUCCGCUCCGAGGGUAUUUUCGCUCUAUACAAAGGAUUCUUCCCUCAUCUUGCACGAAUUCUACCCCACACAAUCCUUACUCUCAGCUUAGCUGAACAGACCAACAAGCUUGUACGAAAGAUCGAAGGCCGUAUCCUCCCUAGCCGAAUGGACAUGGCAACCUAG
Fusarium poae is the source of this 915-nucleotide messenger RNA. RefSeq lists its product as uncharacterized. The record is from RefSeq and is a predicted model, not a curated record. The transcript is spliced from 4 exons. Bases 1 to 915 code for a protein of 304 amino acids. NCBI's taxonomy places the organism in Eukaryota, Fungi, Ascomycota, Sordariomycetes, Hypocreales, Nectriaceae.